AUGGCAUGGAAUCUACUCUACAAUGAGUACCACGGUGGUGAUCAGGUCAGAUCUGUAAAACUUCAGAAUCUUAUACGAGAAUUUGAGUAUACGAGAAUGCGUGAAGGUGAACAACUAUCUACAUAUCUUACUCGAUUAAAUGAAUUGAUAAAUAAAAUGAAAACGUUUGGAGAAGUGUUAUCAAACGAGAGGUUGGUUCAAAAGGUGUUAAUCAGCCUUAAUAAAGUGUAUGACCUCAUCUGCUUGGUGAUUGAAAAUACAAAGAGUUUGGAAACUAUUGAAUUGCAGGAGGUUAUUGCAAUACUGAAGAGCCAAGAGCAACGUUUUGACAUGCAUUGUGUGGACACAGCUGAGAAGGCAUUUGGCUCUUUCUUAGUCAAUACAAAAGGGCAGAACAAGAAUAGUACACAAAUUGGUUCUACUAAGUCUAAGAACAAUUGGAAGCCUAACAACAAACCAUGGGAGUCUAGACUUAAGCCACAACAAGUUGGAGCUGCACAGAGCUCAAAUGGAUCACAAUAUGUGCAUCAAGAUGAAGUGAAGCCUCAAUGCAAAGUAUGCUCUAAAUUUCAUUUUGGAGAAUGUCGAUAUAAGGAUAAGAGUGCAAAUGGGGAGUGGUAUGUAGACAGUGGUUGCAUUAACCAUAUGAUUGGGAACAAGAAGCUGUUAAUUGACAUAAAUACUAGUGUAACAAGAAAGGUGCAAAUGCCAUCAGGGGAGAUUGUAAGUAUAGCUGGUAUAGGUACCUUAGUAUUUGACACAAACCCUGGUACAAAGUAUAUCAGAGAAGUCAUGUAUUUGCCUGGUUUGAAAGAAAAUCUGUUGAGUGUAGGCCAAAUGGAUGAACAUGGUUAUCAUUUGGUUUUUGGAAGCAACAUGUGCAGUAUCUAUGAUGGUUCUUCACUGGAGAAUCUCAUCAUGAAGGUGGCAAUGAGGAAGAAUAGGUGUUAUCCAUUGUCAUUAUCCUCAAAUGACUAUGUUGCCCUGAGGGCCAGUGUAUCUAAUUCUACCUGGUUUUGGCAUAGAAGGAUAGGACAUUUGCAUCUGACAGGAGUACAUCUGCUUAAGGAGAAAGAGAUGGUACAUGGUUUGCCACAAUUGGAGGAUGUAAAUGAAGUGUGUGGAGGCUGUCAACUGGGAAAGCAACACAGAGAGUGGUUUCCAAAGGAUCAAGCAUGGAGAGCAAGUAACACCACUUGA
Messenger RNA from Prunus persica (peach), 1200 nucleotides. RefSeq lists its product as uncharacterized. The transcript has 2 exons. Lineage: Eukaryota; Viridiplantae; Streptophyta; Magnoliopsida; Rosales; Rosaceae. The coding region runs from base 1 to 1200 and encodes 399 amino acids. The record is from RefSeq and is a predicted model, not a curated record.